AUGGCGGAGCGGCGCAGCGCAGCGGCCGAGGGUUUGGGCCGCCUCUCCGAGUGGGCGGACGCGCACCUCAGCCUCGUGCGGAGUCUCAGUGCCGGCGUGGCGGUGGCCGGGCUGCUGGUGUUGGCCAGGAGCGUGCGCCUGACAACAAAGUUUACAAAUGCUUUGGAUAUACCUGCAGGGUUUAUAGAAAAGAAUGUGAAAUUGCGAGGAAAAGUGCAUCGUGUCACUGAGAUGGGUCUGGAAGUGGAGCACAUCCCCAUCAGCGUUCCUUUCAUUACCUCAAUACAGAGAAAGUGGCAGCCCGAGGGGCUCUUGCUGGUGAGACUGGCCGGUGUGGAGCUGACCCCCGAGGGCACGGCGUGGCUUCAGAGGGAGCUGAAACCCCUACAAGUGAUCUGGUUCCAGCUUCUCGGGAGGGAGCACUUGGCACUCGAGUGCCUUGUUUUAGUAAAUAAGGGCCGAUUUUCCAGCGUGUGCUUAAAUGAAGAGGUCCUGAGAGAAGGGCUUGGAAGAGCUGCGAGCAUAGAAGGACUGCAGCACGAUUCUCACCUGUUCUGGGAGCUGCACAAAAGACUUCUCCGAGCGGAGCUGAAAGCCUUGAGGAAAAAUAAGGGGAUAUGGAAAGAAGAAAGCUUCUCUGAAAGGAUUAGAGGUCAUAUAAGCAACAGUAAACUCGUGUGGACAUUGAAACGUUUUGUGAGCUGGUUGAGAAACUAAGUUUAAGGAUGGGAUGGGAGGCUGGACUGGAAGCAGGGCAGUUAUGUGUUACAUGCUUGUGUAAAGUGUAAGUUAAUGCUAACAAGUGCCAGCACUUGGGGUUCCUUGUCUUGAACAGAAAACCCAAGAACUACAGAGUGCUUUCUAAUUUAGUCUGUAUGGGACUGAAGUGUAGUGAUAUUAGGCAGGGCAAGAAUGGAAGUGUUGUUAAGCUGAGCUGUUCCUCAGAUCCUAACUGCCAUGUCCUGUUCCUGCUGGGUACCCACAGCUGUGAGCAGCAGUGACGUUUUCCUGAUGAUUCUAGAAAUGCCUACAUGGGAUGGAAUAAACCUUCUGGAAUUGGAAAAAGGGGACCAGAGCACAUUGAGGACUUGUUUUGUUUUUCAGAGUGGUGUGAAGUGUCUGCCAGGUGUAUGUUUGUAAAUUUUCCAGAAUAAAGAUUGAAUUUCUUA
Messenger RNA from Centrocercus urophasianus (Greater sage-grouse), 1169 nucleotides. It is a transcript of the gene MISO1, whose product is annotated as chromosome unknown C3orf33 homolog. The coding region runs from base 1 to 717 and encodes 238 amino acids. The record is from RefSeq and is a predicted model, not a curated record. The transcript has 5 exons. Lineage: Eukaryota; Metazoa; Chordata; Aves; Galliformes; Phasianidae.